This is a messenger RNA of Colossoma macropomum (tambaqui), 3785 nucleotides long. It is a transcript of the gene plppr3b, whose product is annotated as phospholipid phosphatase related 3b. The transcript has 8 exons. The record is from RefSeq and is a predicted model, not a curated record. NCBI's taxonomy places the organism in Eukaryota, Metazoa, Chordata, Actinopteri, Characiformes, Serrasalmidae. Bases 378 to 2468 code for a protein of 696 amino acids. Gene Ontology annotation, molecular function: phosphatidate phosphatase activity. Gene Ontology annotation, biological process: phospholipid metabolic process; signal transduction; phospholipid dephosphorylation.
CUUCAUUUUCUCUCCUCUCACAACACCGCUGUCUAUCUUUCGACUCGUUCAUUACUGACUGUAACUCUGAGCUCCAGCUCCGUCUCUGCUGAGAGAACAGAAGACCUGCACCCCCCCUUCAGUGAGAAAAACACCCUGGCUGUUUCUCUUCAGCCCGGCAGCCUCAGCAGAGGAGCCGCUUCGUGCUCGCUGUGAAACGUGAGCAGAAAGAGGAAUGAAAGCGGAGAGCUCCGCAGUGUAACCCGCGGAAGGAGGAACGGCUUUAGACACCUGAACGGAACCGCAGAGGUCCUGUGGAGAACAUUUACAUUGAUUUUGGAGGUCGCGUCCAUUUUUUCCCCUGCUCAAAGGUCCGUGUGUUUUUUGGAGAAGCCAUAAUGAUGCCCACACGAGAAAAGAUCAAGAAGAAACCCCCCAAAGACAGCUUAACAUUAUUACCCUGCUUCUAUUUUGUAGAGCUGCCCAUCGUGGCCUCCUCCAUGGUGUCCCUGUACUUCCUGGAGUUGACAGAUGUGCUGCAGCCGGCACAGGUGGGCUUCCGCUGCCAUGACCGCUCCCUCAGCAUGCCCUACGUGGAGAGUGGAGAGGAGCUCAUCCCUUUGCUGAUGCUGCUCAGCCUGGCUUUUGCCGGACCUGCUGCUUCUAUCAUGAUUGGAGAGGGCAUUGUGUACUGCAUGCAGUCCAGACUCAAGAUCCGGCCUGGUAACGAGGGGAGUAUCAACGCUGGCGGCUGUAACUUUAACUCCUUCCUGCGCAGGACGGUACGAUUUGUUGGUGUUCAUGUGUUUGGUCUUUGUGCCACGGCGCUGGUCACUGAUGUCAUCCAAAUUGCCACCGGCUACCACACACCCUUCUUCCUGACCGUGUGCAAACCCAAUUACACUCUCCCUGGAGUCUCGUGUGAGAAAAACCCUUACAUCACUAAAGACAUCUGCUCUGGCCAAGACCAGCACGCCAUUAUCUCCGCCAGGAAAACCUUUCCCUCCCAGCAUGCAACUCUUUCUUCCUUUGCUGCUGUUUAUAUUUCAAUGUACUUCAACUCCACUAUCUCAGACAGCACCAAGCUGCUGAAACCUGUGCUGGUGUUCGCCUUCGCUAUUGCAGCCGCCUUAACGGGCCUUACUCAGAUCACUCAGUACCGCAGCCACCCCAUCGACGUCUAUGUGGGCUUCUGCAUCGGCGCUGGUAUCGCUGCCUACCUGGCGUUCCAUGCUGUGGCUAACUUCAGACCAGCAGAGGACAAUGUUUCCAUCCCUGCCCCUCCUCCUCCAAAGGAUGCCCUGAGAGCUCUGGCCCAGCGAGGUCACGAUUCUGUCUACAACAAAGGCCAUGCCUCUGAGAGCAAUGAGGAGAUCACAUCACCAGCUUCAUUGGAUGGACUCAACCGGCCCCUGCAGCGGGAGAAGGCUUCCUUGGGCAGCCUGAAGCGAGCCAGUGUAGAUGUAGAGCUCCUUGCCCCACGCAGCCCCAUGGGUAAAGAGACCAUGGUGACCUUCAGCAACACUUUACCUCGGGCCACGGCUGCCGGCCCUGAGGAGCCUGUGAGGCGUCUUGUGACGGUGCCCGUGCCCGUACCUAUAGACCCUAUGCGCUCGCAGCAGCUGGUCUCCGAGUGGAAGCAGAAGUCUAUGGAGAUGCGUAGUGCCAGCUUGCAAAGUGAGGAGGGUAGUAAGGAGAGUUCUGAAAUGGACGAAGAUACUGCUGAAGAGGAACAUGCACUAUCCCCCUUGUACACCGCCACUGUGCCACAGCCUACCAGGCCAGCGAAUCCACCAGCUGGGGCAAGGGUGGUGAUGCCUCCUAGGCCACCAGGACAGCCCUCUGUCCCUCCACCAGUGUCUCCCAAGAGUGCCAGUACCCGUGCCAAGUGGCUGUCCAUCACGGAGAAGAGUGGUGCCAAUGUUCCGGCCACCCUCAGGGCAGGGAACCAGCCUCGCAUCAUGCAGGUCAUUGCCAUGUCCAAGCAGCAGGGUCUUCUAUCCGGGACGGCCAAAUCUUCAGAGGCCUCAUCCUCUUCCGCAACUUCUUCCCUCGCAGGCACAGAGUCACCUCCCUACCGCCCCCCAUCUGAACGGGACAGCAGUUCUGGCAUUGUCACGGUAGACGCCCAUGCGCCCCAUCACCCGGUAGUCCAUAUGGUGUCAAACCCUGUUAACCCUUGGGAGUGGAGAGGGACUUCAAAUGGGAACAUGACUCCUGAGUCAUAUGAACUCAAUGACCUGAACCGCGAGGGCUCACGGGGCUAUCGUCAGGUCAAGAACAGCUCGCCAUGUUCUUCCACCAGUGAGGCUGACCACGAGCCGCCUCGGCCUCACCAGCCUCCCCAGCUGCUUCAGAUGGAUCAAGCCAUGGAAGGACGCAGCCUGCGGCGCAAAACCCCUUUGGUGCUAUUAGAUCGAGAGAGCAGUCAGAGCGAGCAGGAGAACUUCUACAAAAAGCUGCAGAGCGGCCGACGUUUCAAAGAGUGACGGGGCAUUCAGAACAGCCAAAUGCAUGAAUGCUGAUGCAGGGUGGACCGAUCUCGCUAUGCAUCACUCAGACUCUCUGUCAUUUUGUACAUUUUAUUAGUUUCAAUGACUCUGUUCACUGGUGAGUGGAAAUACCUGAGUGGAUUCAUGAGGGAAGGAUUUAUCCCAAGGCUCUGUUUGAGAAUUGCUGCUUCAAACAACCUAAUGAGCACAAUGGUUUUCAUCACACUUCCGCUAGACUGGAAUGCAAACAAACCUAUAGCACCAAGGCUCAAUGAAGAACAUCUACAUUUAUGUACUGUAUUUACCAAAAUCUCAGAUUUUCAAUUUUAAACAUUAUGAAAGGCAGACUGUAAAUUAUGGAAUUGGCUGUUUUGUAUUGUGGCCUUUUCUCUGUUAAUACUUGAUUUGAAGCACAUUUGUGUGUGCCUAUGAUGUCCAGUGGAUUUCAUGUGUUUGUGUCCUUUAGUAUAUUUAUUAUCUUAGAAAAUACUGCCUUGGGGAUGAUAAUGCUCUAAGAAUUUAUGGAGUUUAAAUUAAUUGAGCUUUUCAUUAUGAAAGAGAGAACUGAAUUUCUUUCGCUUGCAGAAAUGUUUGACUCAGAAAUGCUAAAUGAGCUAUCAAUGAAUGGCAUUUGAUGUUAGCAAUUCAACAAUGUUAGCAAUUUUGAGUCGAGUGCACCUUUACAGGGAAAUUUAGAUCAUUUUACUAAUGGAGCGCACACACUCGUACCCUGGCUACAGUUACUAUUGCUGAAAUUGACCAAAGAUGGCCCCAUUAAAAAGAAACUUUGGGGUAAGUUAGCACAAGUUAGUAAGAAGUCUUGUGAAGGGUGAAAUUAUGCGUCUUCUUAUGUGUGGUUUAGGGAAUGGUUUGGCAUAGCAUGUUUGACUGACUCAGAAUUGGAGCAGAACUCAUUGCUGUAUUGAUUUAACAUCAAGUUCCACAUGUCAGAAUGAUCUACUUUUCCCCACAAGAAAAGUCAUAUCAGUUUACAAAAAAUUACCAAGAAAAAUUACAGUUUUUAUCUUUUUGAAUGAAGGAUUGCAUUUUUCUCAGCACUUAAAAAAAGCACAGGAAAGUGCCUCAAGUGGCAGGUUGGUUACAGCAAUAGGGGGGUUGCAAUGAGAGUGUUUUAACAAUUGAGUGGGAUUCUUUAUGACAUUUGCAGUCUCCAUGUCUUGCUUAUUUCGCUGGUGUAAGAAAGCCUGCGGCUUAUGCUCUUGUGCCGGCUGACUACUGCAUGUUAUGUAAGUGGUUGUCAAGUUGGAAGUUCAGCCUUGUCACAGUGAUGAAUUAAAAAGUUGUUAACGGCAA